AAAAAGGGGCGGAGCUAUGAUGAAGUUUUUCAUGCUGGACAAUUUAAACAAAAACAGAAUCGAAUUCAAAUUCAAACUUCAAAGAUCGGAAUCCUGAAACAAUACAUAUAAAUGACACACCCACUCCAUUCCACACUCCACAUUUCACACUUCACGUCUCUCACUCGACGCUUCACAUCUCUCUCUGCCUUCAAACUUCACUUUUCACGCGUGACACCAUCCUCUAUCGAAAAUGUUCCAGUCUCAGGCUGCUCACUUCGACCCCCUGUUCUACCCCAUCCUACCACCGCAGUUCUUCCCCCCGGCCUACUUCAUCAUGCCGGACCAGUUCUACCCCCCGUCCCACCCCGUUCUGAGAUCCGCCUCCUACUACCCUCCACCCGCAACGAUGGGGAAGAACGAACACCACGUCCCAUCCGUCCAGGAGGAGAUUCUGGGAGGAAACGCCACGUCUCCUGUGACACCACCUGAAGGUGGACGUGUAGACGAUGGCUGUGUGAUCACUGCUCAGGCUCAUGCCACUGACGUGCUCACACUCGAUCUACAUGCGGCACCAGAAACACCAGCACCAGCUGAGUCAGAGCCCGAACCUCAACCCACCUCCAGUCUGCCACCUGAAACUGUGGGCGUCGAGGAGCCUUUGCCCUCCAGACCCGCGAGUCCAAAGGCACUGAUGUGGGGCGAGAUAAUGGACAGCGUCGACCCAAUCCCAUCCAGACCCUCAACUCCCACAUUACUCCCUUGGGGAGAACUAAUGGAGGAAAUGGGGCGCCAAAAGGAUGGAGGGGCAGGUGGACGACAUCCUGGAGGUCGUCCCUCACCCGCAGGUAGCUCUCGGCCCGCUCCCCGCAACCUCUCAGCCUCACUCUCGCCUCCAGCCUCCAGACUGAUGAAGACCACGCCCACAGGAUAUGACAUCAUUAAUUAA
This is a messenger RNA of Neoarius graeffei (lesser salmon catfish), 928 nucleotides long. RefSeq names its product E3 ubiquitin-protein ligase Hakai-like. The record is from RefSeq and is a predicted model, not a curated record. NCBI's taxonomy places the organism in Eukaryota, Metazoa, Chordata, Actinopteri, Siluriformes, Ariidae. The coding region runs from base 233 to 928 and encodes 231 amino acids. The transcript has 5 exons.